AUGCCAACUCCAGUAACAGAUGAUUCUACUCCACGGGUGAUACCACCUGAAAUAGCCUACCAAAUUCUAACGUUCCAGUUUAGGGACCUGAUGAGCAAUGAUCAUCCGGGGAAUGCAGAGAAAUUUACCGAGAACUUCAGGACAUUUGUGCGAAGCAACUUGAGCGUUAAUAAGACUUUCUACCAUGUUUGUCGUGUGCUCAUCUACAGAUACUGUAAAUUGACCACGGCCAAGAGGUUCCACAGCUUGUUGGAGACUUUAAGGAACAAUGAAAAAGUAUGCAAUAUCGUCCAGGUGGCUGAUUUCCAAGAAUUAACAUCGAUAGGCCUUGGCCGUACUGGUGAGAUGAACAAGAGAAUAAAAAAUCUGACAAAUGAAACUCUCUCGGAGUUCCUAGAGUUGACACAGUCCAACCUACGAGAGUUUCUGGCAUGUGAACAUAUACAGGACGACUUGGAUGAGAAUAUUGUGUAUAAUUUGCUCCGACCUGGGACGGUGCUUAGUGUAUUGGACUUUUGCGGCUGUUCAGGUGACAAGUUUACUGAAAGUUGUAUUAAGGCUUUGGAUAGAUUAUACCGAUUUGAUGAGGAGAAGCAACAGUACAUUACUAAAGAGGAGAAUUAUCAGAUAACAUGUUUGGGUCUGAAUGAUUGUACAGAUUUACCGUCACCAGUGCUGGGUAGAAUACUUCUUAUGUUGCCCGAAUUGCAGAAGUUGGAUUUGGGGCAUACUUCUAUUGAUGAUCAUACCUUGAUGAAUGGGCUCCCUCAUCUAAAAAGUUUAACACAUUUGUCUCUCUCGAUGUGCUUGAGGCUAUCCCCUCGUGGGGUUCUAGAAUUUUUCAGUCAUCAUCCCGCUGUUACCGAUUCAAACAACUCAAAGACAUUAGAAUGGCUAAAUCUUUACUCUAUGCCACAUUCAUCAUCCUGGACAGCAGUUCACGCAAUGUUUUUACUACGGAAGCUGUGUCAAUUUGGGCACAAUAAGACGCUUCAAUAUCUAAAUUUAGGUGGGAUGCCAUUUCAUGAGUCGGACGAUCGCUCCGCUGUCAGGUCUGGUCCUUACUACCAAUGCCAUGACACGCUCCAGUUCAUCAAGUAUAAUUUUCCCAAGUUGAAGAGCUUGAGUAUCAGAGGUAGCAAUUUCCCAAUAACAAGGAUUUGCGACUUCCUUACUCCUGUAAAUGAGCAAAAUUUUGAAGUUAAGAGCGGAUACGAACUUGGGAAGGAUGAAUUACCGGAAAUACAAAAACUGAAAUUCUUGAAUAUUAGUAACAAUUUUCAUGUCAACAAGUGGACAAUCCAAGACCCUGCACUGUUCACUUGUUCUCCAAGUCUCGUUGCCCUUGAAGUCUCUUUUGACUCAUGGCAGCAAAUUGAAAAGGCUAACGAAAAGCAUGAGAUAAACGCUUUGCGUUACAAGAAUCCACAUGUUCUAAUUAAAGAUCCAAACGAUGCCGAAAUAGUCAAAUGGAAAUGCUACAUCGAUUCCUCCUACGGGCGGCGUUAUUGGCUUCAUAAGGUGGAUAAAUACCUAAAUCGAGAUGAUUUAGAGACGAGAGGUAAUAUUUCGAAGUAUGACUGUGAGGGAAGGAAAAUAAUUGAAAUUACCAAGCAACCGGAUUUUUUAAAGUUUGCCCAAAGUAAGAUCAUGCUAGGUUGUGGGAUCGUACCUUUAAGUGGUGUUCGGAGAAAAGAAUCAUACAGGGACUUGAAACCGCCUAUAUCCCAAUUUUUUACCAGAAGUGGUGGUACUACUUUGGGUCAUACUGCGACGCCAAUUGUCACACCCAGAUUGCCUCCAGGAGGUUGGAGAUUAAUACAUCAUGAUGAAGAAGAUUCUUCAUUAGACAAUAUCAUACCGGAGGAAGAUGAGGAAGCUGGCGUCAUGACCGAUUCCUUUACAUCGAACGUCAGCGCCAACUAUUCUCCUGCUCAAUUUAGCAAUCGGAUGAGCAGAGAUGGUUUAUAUUGGGACAGAUCCAUUCCGGCUCUCAACUUACGACCAGCAGAAGAAAUGACAUACAUAGCACCAGCUUCACGGCAAUCACAACAACAAAUUCACCAACCACCUGAAAGCAUUGGGGAACAGGUGGAAGAAAAUGAUGACGAGUAUUUUAACGACGUUACACUACAACGGCGUAGAUCACAAUUGAGUAUCUUGGGAUUAUCACAUCCACGUAACUCAGUGCUACCAAGGCAGAAUAGUUGGAACUCAUCUAUAUCUCUGCUGUUCCCCUUCAGAAAGCCCAAGAACUACUUCAUGUUGAACCCCAAGGAAUUCGUUUUUGAUGUAAAUAGCGAAGAAACUACAGAGCGGUAUCGGAUACAUUUUGAGCUGGUCAACGAAUACGAGGUAUUCGGAUGCAUUGAACGAGGUAUGUACCGGUACUACAGUCUGAAGACAUGA
This is a messenger RNA of Torulaspora delbrueckii, 2409 nucleotides long. It is a transcript of the gene LUG1, whose product is annotated as Lug1p. The record is from RefSeq and is a predicted model, not a curated record. Gene Ontology annotation, cellular component: SCF ubiquitin ligase complex. Gene Ontology annotation, biological process: SCF-dependent proteasomal ubiquitin-dependent protein catabolic process. The transcript has a single exon. NCBI's taxonomy places the organism in Eukaryota, Fungi, Ascomycota, Saccharomycetes, Saccharomycetales, Saccharomycetaceae. The coding region runs from base 1 to 2409 and encodes 802 amino acids.